AUGGGGUAUAGAAGCUGCAAUAAAAUUUUCUCCACGGAACAGGAAAAAAUCAUGGUGCAAUAUAUUAUAAGAGCUGCUGAAAUAUAUUAUGGUCUUUCACCAAAAGAAAUUCGGCGACUUGCUUAUGAGCUAGCCAAAAAAUAUGAUUUGAAAAGACCUCCCCAAUGGGACGAAAACUGUCAAGCCGGUGUAGAUUGGUUCUCCGCUUUUAUGAAGAGAAAUCCUGAAUUAUCAAUAAGAUGUGCACAACCGACCAGUCUUUCUAGAGCUACGAGUUUUAAUGCUACAAAUGUAAAAUUAUUUUUCGACAAUUUGGCGAAAGUAUUGGACAGAUAUCAUUUUGAGGCUAAAGACAUAUAUAAUGUCGACGAAACUGGUAUGACUACCGUUCAACGACCUGACAGAAUCGUAACAAAGAAAGGAACAAGACAAGUCGGAGCUCUGACAUCGGCGGAACGCGGAACACUAGUUACAAUGACUGUGGCUGUUAAUGCUAUUGGAAAUUCUAUUCCUCCUAUGUUUCUUUUCCCGCGGCUUCGGUAUCAAGAACAUUUUGUGACAGAUGGUCCUGUAGGAUGUAUUGGAGCUGGUAAUCCCAGUGGAUGGAUGCAGGAAGAACAAUUUCUCAUUUUUUUAAAGCAUUUCCAAAGAUAUACUAAUUCAUCAGUCAAUCAUGAAGUUUUACUCUUGCUCGAUAAUCACUCUUCACAUAUUUGUAUACAAGCAUUGGAUUUCUGCAAAGAGAAUGGUAUUGUGGUUCUUUCGUUUCCGCCGCAUUGUUCGCAUAAAUUACAGCCCUUGGAUCGUUCAGUAUAUGGACCUUUCAAAACAGCUUUUAAUUCUGCGUGUGAUGGAUGGAUGAGAAGUAAUCCGGGUAAAACGAUGACUAUAUACAAUAUCCCAGGAAUUGUAAAAACAGCUUUGCCUCUAGCUCUUACCCAAAGUAAUAUUCAGGCAGGAUUUAAUUCUACUGGGAUUUUUCCAUUUAACAGGGAUAAAUUUAGUGAUUUAGAUUUUGCUCCAUCAUAUGUUACGGAUAGACCAAUGCCUGGAUCGAAUAUUCUAGAUUCCAAUACAAGUUUACAAUCCACAAAUAAUGAUACUGAACCUCAAACAUCCGUCAGAAAUAAGAUUGCACUUCAAAUAUCCACAAACACUGACAACGAAAACCAAAUAAUGCCAACAUUUGAUUUUACUGUUCCGUCUAUUCCUGAAAAAACCAACACCAAUGUAGGACUUCAACAAAACGCGCAGAUUGAGUAUGAAGAAAAGCGAAAGAAAAGAGUUAAAAAAAAUCUUUCGAAAUUGCAAAGUAAACCAAAGAAAUCUAGCCGUGCUACCGCUAAAAAACAAAAAAAAUAG
Molecule: messenger RNA, 1362 nt
Organism: Temnothorax curvispinosus
Lineage: Eukaryota; Metazoa; Arthropoda; Insecta; Hymenoptera; Formicidae
Product: tigger transposable element-derived protein 1-like
Exons: 1
Coding region: 1-1362 (453 amino acids)
Cellular component (GO): nucleus
Molecular function (GO): DNA binding
Source: RefSeq, a predicted model, not a curated record